Messenger RNA from Closterium sp. Naga37s-1, 2862 nucleotides. The record is from the annotation of a GenBank genome assembly. Lineage: Eukaryota; Viridiplantae; Streptophyta; Zygnematophyceae; Desmidiales; Closteriaceae.
AUGCUGCACUGCCCCGCGCACAACAGCUCGCACGCAGCUGCACGCACAGUCACGCGCACGCAGCUGCACGCGCAGCCACGCGCAUGCAGCCGCGCACGCAUACGCGCAGCCGGGCGCACAGCCGCACACGCGCAGCUGCACGCACACCAGCAGCCGCACACGCACCAGCAGCCGCGCGCGCAGCACCUACCACGCCCGCAGCUGCAGUGGCACGCGACUGUGCCCUUACACGCACACUACGGCCGUGCAUGCACCUGCAGCAGCGGGCAUAGCGCAUCUGUACCACCACAUCCUUUUCGAUCCUCUCCCCUCCACACCCCAUCCUUCUCACCCCCACCAGCAUCUGUGCCGGAUUUGUAUUGCACUCUCACAAAGCCCGGGGCGAACAUGAUUUGGCAGCAGCAACUGCUCAUGGCCACAGUGGGCGUUGACCUCGCCUUCACGGAUGCUGCCACCCAGGCACUACACCACGUCUUCACUGGUGCUGCCAUCCAGGAGGGUGCUGAAGCUACUGGGGUGCUGUGGUGUGGCAUGAGGUGCUGUGCUGUGCGGGAGGCGGCUGUUACCCCACGCACGCCCUCGGUAGACCAGCAAGCAUCGCCCAAUUGCCCACACGCAUCCUCUGGGCUGGUGGAUGCACAAGACACCCGAGGGGUAGAUGGGCGUGGGCAGGAACCAAGUGAUCCGGGGAUGGACAGGGCAGUGGCGGCGUGGGAGGCGCAACGCCGGCACUUGCAGGAGCUGCAUAAUAGGCGGCGGCGCGAGCUUCCACUUGGUGCCACGGCAACAGAGUCGCCCGGCACUCUUGGAGCUUCAGUGGGUCCUAGCAGGGCUCCACUUGGACCGCGCUUGGCACGACGGCAGGAGCUGAGGCGUUUGUUGGUAGCUGGCACGGGCGGUCGGCAAGAGUGGGCGACGGCAGAGCAGGCGGAGUCGACAGCGGGGAGGCAGGAGGUGCAGGGGGCCCUGCUGGCGGAUGAGGGCCGGGAGUGCGGGGCAGGUGGGCAGCAGGGGGUGACGGAUGCAGGCCUGCCGGAAAAGGUGCUGAGGAGGCAGCCGAGCCGUCUGGCGGAGGGCCAGCUGGGCCUGCCGACAAAGGUCCAGGGGGAGUUACUCGAGGAGGAGCAUUGGGAGCGUGGGGAACAGGGACGGAAACCAGGGAGGGAGCAACCGGAAACGCUGUCGGCGAUGCAGCAGGGUCUGCCGGUGGCUGCAGGGGAGACUAGAGACAUCAAUCCCUUCCCGAAGGCACGAACGGGGGCGUCUCUAAAGGGAUGGGCUGGAGCUAUAGGGGAAACGGAUCAGACAGGGCAGCAGCUGCGUGAGCUGGGCGCUCAGGCGCAGGGGCCCGUGGACGACCAACUGCCACGAGGCAAGGGCAGGAGGCGACGCGGAGGCCAGGGCAAGCAGCGGUCGGGCAAUCAGCAGGAUCAGCAGGCAGAGGGCGAGUUGGGGCGGCCGCUUACGAGCCAACGUCCGGGAGGCCAGCUGGUGCGACGGCGGCCACUGUCAGGGGAACAGGGAGUGACUGCAGCACCUGAGGGCGUGCAGCAGGCAGGGGGACAGCAGGGAGUGACUGCAGCACCCCAGGGCGUGCAGCAGGCAGGGGGACGACAGGGAGUGACUGCAGCACCUGAGGGCGUGCAGCAGGCAGGGGGACAGCAGGGAGUGAUUGCAGCACCUCAAGGCGUGCAGCAGGCAGCGGGACAGCAGGGAGUGACUGCAGCACCCCAGGGCAUGCAGCAAACAGCGGGACAGCAGGGAGUGACUGCAGCACCUGAGGGCGUGCAGCAGGCAGGGGGACAGCAGGGACUGAUUGCAGCACCUCAAGGCGUGCAGCAGGCAGCGGGACAGCAGGGAGUGACUGCAGCACCCCAGGGCGUGCAGCAGGCAGCGGGACAGCAGGGGGUGACUGCAGCACCUCAGGGCGUGCAGCACGCAGGGGGGCAGCUGGGGGCGAGGGCAGCACUUCAGGGCGUGCGGCAGCGGCAGCAGCAGCGGCAGAAGCGUCAGCAGCAGCAGCAGCAGCAGCCCCCCCCGAUCCCUCCGGAAAGCCCCACACCGGGGGUUGCGGAGAAUUCAGCCACUCCUGACACGGCUCCACUUGCUCCAACUUGUGUCCCUUGCGAGUUCUGCUUUCACACAUUUCCGCCUGGUGGUGCGGCCUCCCGCCACAUAGUUGCAUGUAAAGCGGCAGAUGCUCAGCGGCGGGCUCAGGCCCUUACUUCCUCCCCGAACCUGAGCGAGGUCUUCGGGGCAGAUCCAGUACCUCCGCGGGAUAUCGGCGAGGAGGUGUGGGGGGCGGUGCCUUCGUGGGACUGGGAGACUUUUUUCAGUAUUCAUUCUGUGUCGGGAGAGCUUCUUCGUCGGGUCCCGCAACGGGCAAGACUGGGGGUGCUUGAUGCAUUGUGCUGCAUUCUCAAGAGACUGAAGGCUUCCCCUGGGGAUGAGGCGGCGACGCUGAUGUUCCUGGCCUUCCCGCGCCUCAUUUUGGGAGUCCCCGCGAAGGAGGGUCUUGGACGAAGGGCAGCCAUAGUAGGGCGUCUCGGAAAGUUCUGGGCAGGGGAAUGGCAACAGCUGUUCGAGGCUGCCUCUGCCGCGUUGACUCCGGCGGCGCGACCUCUUGCCUUCUCCUUACCUGAGCGAGAUGCUGAUGCCAUCCGUUUGGCCCGAUGUCGCACGAGGUGCCAAGUGGGGGAAUGGAGUCGAGGACUAGCAUGCCUUACUGCGGGCGACUUGGCGCAGCCCUCUCAACUAACAGUAGACCGGCUGACAGCAAAGCACCCGGCCAGUGAGGUGCCAGUUCCUGAGUGGGUGGAGCACUUUCGCAUAGACGCAGUGGAUUUCGGGAUGCGUUUCUGA